Messenger RNA from Sciurus carolinensis (gray squirrel), 1220 nucleotides. RefSeq names its product TIMELESS interacting protein (gene Tipin). Gene Ontology annotation, molecular function: DNA binding. Gene Ontology annotation, cellular component: nucleus; replication fork protection complex. Gene Ontology annotation, biological process: DNA damage response; DNA replication checkpoint signaling; replication fork processing. The coding region runs from base 146 to 1060 and encodes 304 amino acids. Lineage: Eukaryota; Metazoa; Chordata; Mammalia; Rodentia; Sciuridae. The record is from RefSeq and is a predicted model, not a curated record. The transcript is spliced from 8 exons.
CUGGACCUGUUGGGGCGGGCACGUUUACCUGUGUUGGUCUUGGGGGCUGCCUGUCUCUAAGCCCAGCCCUCUGGCCGAAGCGCAUGUUUUUCUGGUUCCCUCCGCUUCUGUAGAGGGGCCUCUAAACAGAGAGGGUGUCUUGUGAAUGUGCAGCCAAAGAGCGAGGUCGAACAGGCGGGAGCCGGAGAAAAAGAUGUCAGAACCACAAGAAAAUGGCUUUGUUGUCCUGCCAGAUUAUGAUCAUGUAGAAGAUGAAACUUUUCCUCCUUUCCCACCUCCAGCAUCUCCAGAGAGGGAUGGCGAAGGAGCUGAACCCGAGGAAGAGUCAGGGACCAGAGCACCUGUUCCUGUACCUCCAAAGAGAACAGUUAAAAGGAAUAUUCCCAAAUUGGAUGCUCAGAGAUUAAUUUCAGAGAGAGGGCUUCCUGCCUUAAGGCAUGUGUUUGAUAAGACAAAAUUCAAAGGGAAAGGUUAUGAGGCUGAAGACUUGAAGACACUAAUCAGACACAUGGAGCACUGGGCACAUAGGCUAUUCCCCAAACUGCAAUUUGAGGAUUUUAUUGACAGAGUUGAAUACCUGGGAAAUAAAAAAGAAGUGCAGACCUGUUUAAAACGAAUUCGACUUGAUCUCCCUGUUUUACAUGAAGAUUUUGUUAGCAAUAAUGAUGAAGUAGGGGAAAGCAAUGACCUUGAUCUAACUGCUGUGGAAUUAGAUCCCUUUUUGACAGACUCAUCUGAGAGUGAGAAGUUUGCUUCUGAGUCAAGUAGAAACCUAACAGAAGAGCAACAACAAAGAAUUGAGAGAAAUAAACAACUGGCCUUGGAAAGAAGGCAGGCAAAGCUACUGAGUAAUAGUCAGUCCCUAGGAAAUGACAUGCUACUGAACACACCCAGGGAACACACAGUUGAAGAGGUUUGUAUGGGUGAGGAUCAAAAGGAGUUGUCAAAUGGAUUAAACAAAGACAUUUUAGACAAUUCACAUAAUGAUCCUUCUGUUGGUACUAUAAAUGAAGAGGAGCAAUUAAAACUGGAGGAAACACAACUGGACCAGUCCUUUUAAAAUGUACAAAGGUAACUUUAUACUUCAUCCAGAAAUGUAAUUGAAGUUAGCUACAUCUUUUCUAGAAAGGGUAUCUAUUAAUUCUUCAAGUUUGGGAUUAUUGUGUAUUUUGUCUACUUUGUGAGAAAAUCCUUAUAUAAUAAAGUGUUAUGAAUUCUUG